Messenger RNA from Culicoides brevitarsis, 1999 nucleotides. RefSeq names its product ATP-dependent DNA helicase 2 subunit 1 (gene Irbp). The coding region runs from base 51 to 1949 and encodes 632 amino acids. The transcript has 2 exons. Gene Ontology annotation, cellular component: nucleus; Ku70:Ku80 complex. Gene Ontology annotation, molecular function: damaged DNA binding; double-stranded DNA binding; DNA helicase activity. The record is from RefSeq and is a predicted model, not a curated record. Gene Ontology annotation, biological process: double-strand break repair via nonhomologous end joining; telomere maintenance. NCBI's taxonomy places the organism in Eukaryota, Metazoa, Arthropoda, Insecta, Diptera, Ceratopogonidae.
UCGUCGCGCGAAUUGAAUUUCACAACAGAAAAAUCUUCUCUCUUUAAAAAAUGGAUUUUAAUCCUGAUAAAUUCGACGAUGACGAAUCAGAAUGGAUGCCAGGACGUGAUGGAUACGUUUGUCUCGUCGAUUGUUCGAAACAAAUGUACGACGGGAAGAAAUUUCACGAAGUUAUUGAAAUGAUAAAGAUCACAAUUCGCAAUUUGAUUAUCAAAAGUGAGAAGAAUAUGUUUGGAGUUUUAUUCUACAACACAGAAAAAAGUCCUCCAUCGAAUUCAACUGCUUCAGAUAUCGUCGUGGAAAAUAAUAUCGCAGUCUUUUUGAACAUCAAAGCAGUUUGUGCCGACUCCUUAAAGUACGUCCAUAACUAUUUGCAACGAGGAAUUAAUGAUUUUCCCUCAGUUUAUGGACAUUGCGACACAAAUCCCAAUUGCUUGAACGAUGCUGUGUGGAUUGCUUCGAAAAUGUUACGAAAUUGCGGUUACAAACUCGUCGAAUCGCGCAUUUUGGUGUUCACGGAUAAUCCAAAGCCUUUUGAGCCGGGCAGCAAUGAGGAACGAAAUGCCUUCAAAAAAGCAGAAGAUUUACGAGAUUCUGGGAUAACUGUCACUGUGAUGCCCAUGAGUGAUGAUUUCACGGGAGAACCAUUUUACGCUCAAUUCAUUGAAACAGUUUUCGGUUGUGAACUGCCCGACAUUCGCAUGGAUUUGGAAAAGCCUGUGCAAACAAGAGAAAUGUUGAUGCAACGCGUCACGCAGAAAGAUUACACAAAAAGAUGUUCAUCGCGGAUAAAAUUCCAUUUUGGGCAAGGAUUGGAUAUGAGUGUUGGCAUUUAUUCGAUGUAUCGUCAAGUAAAGCCUCCGAAAGCGGUGACCUUGCAUCGAAAGGACAACGAACAAAUACAAGCGAAACGAGUUCAUGUCGUGAAAGAAGCAUCUGAGAACGAAAUUAGUUCAAAUAACGAAGAAAUCCAAGCUAAAAAUGAGCCAAAAGCAUCCAACAACAACGUUUUCAACUUUAAUUUUACGAAACCUGCGAUCAUUCCAACAGAAUUAAUUCACUAUCAGCAAUUCGGUGAAGAUAAAAUCAAAUUUACCAAUCAAGAACGCACCAAAAUGCAAACUCUCAUGCAACCGGGACUCAAUUUACUCGGUUUUAAGCCUCUUGAUACGUUUGUCCUUGAUGCCCAUCUACGCGGACCUAACUUCAUGUACCCUGACGAGAAGUUACUCAAGGGGUCAACUACUUUAUUUCGUGCUUUGUGGGAACGAUGUCUCGCCAAAAAGGUCGUCGCUUACGGAAUUUUAGUUGAACGAUCUCGUGCCAACCCGAAACUCGUAGUUUUAGUGCCGCAAGACGAGUUGAGCGGAAAAUAUUCGCGUUACGGAGGUUUUCGCAUCGAAUAUGUCGCUUAUGCGGAUGCCAUUCGAGAUAUUGAUGCCUUCAAAUGCUUUCAAGACGAAGAUUUUCCCGAAGAAGUCAUCAAUCAGGGCACAGAACUUUUCAUCAAAGUCAUCGAUAAGCUGAAAUUCCGUUAUAAACCGGAAAAAAUCGCAAAUCCCAAAGUUACGGGCUUGUACGAAGUCAUUGAAGCGACAGUUUUGGAGGAACAACCACCGCCGGCGAUUGAUACGACACUUCCAGAUACGGAACAGAUGGAUGCACAACUUGCCGACGUUGUUGAGCAAUUUCAGGAGUUGUUCCAAGUCGAUGAGGCGCCGGAAAAGAAGAAACGUAGCGCGGAUCCGUCAAGUCAACGACCAAAAAUGGCAAAAACUUUCGAUGCGGCGGAGAUUGAACGUUCCAAUAACUUGAGCAGCUUCACUGUGGAUGCCUUAAAAGCUUAUUUGACCUCCAAGGGCGUCACGGGGCUCUCAAAAUGCAAAAAAUCCGACCUCGUUGAGAAAGUACAAGAAAUUAUCGAAACGUAUUCUGUUGAUAUUCCAUGAAAAAUAAAUUUUUGCUGUCAUUUUGAGCUGUCAAACGUCCGCAACUGUCA